CCAGACUCGAAGAGAGCCAGAGGAACCAAAAUGGCUGUUAUCUUUGAUUCAUGGAUGAAUGAAAUGUUAGCUCUACUGUCCACAAUUUUUGUGAUUAUCUACGUCACAUUCAAAAUUAAUUAUACCUAUUGGAAGAAGAAGGGACUGCCCUAUUUAGAGCCAUCCUUUCCACUAGGGAAUGCCUGGGAUACGACGCUCAUGAGAAAAAGUCCAGGCGAGGGUAUGCGAGACGUGUAUUUUGAAGGCAAAGGAAAGAGUGUAGUGGGUAUUUACACAAUAAACAGUCCAAUUCUCAUCUUUCGAGACCCAGAUCUAAUAAAGACGAUCAUGGUGAAGGACUUUAACUAUUUCCCUGACCGGGGCAUCUACAUAGACGAGGAGACAGAUCACCUAUCAGCACACUUAUUCUUCCUCGGUGGCACCAAAUGGAAGUCUCUGAGACAGAAGCUGACGCCCACGUUCACGUCGGGCAAGAUGCGCGCCAUGUUCGGCAUCGUCCAGGACUGCGCACGCGUUCUGUCUGACGUCACACCGGCGGGCAAGGUCGUGGAAGUGCGCGAACUGAUUGCCCGCUACUCCACCGACGUCAUAGCCUCUUGUGCCUUUGGGAUCAAUGUCGACAGUCAGCACAACCCUGAGGCGGAAUUCCGGCAGUGGGGCAGGCGCUUCUUCAAGCCAUCUCUCCGUACCUACAUGACCCAGGCGCUGGGAUUUUUCAACCCCAAGCUGCGCAAACUGAUACCUGUGGCCUUCACGCCUAAGGACAUCACAGAGUACUUCACGCGAGUCGUCGAGGACACAGUAAAACACAGAGAGGAGGCUGGCGUUAUCAGGAAGGAUUUCAUGCAGCUGCUGAUACAACUGAAAAAUAAAGGAUAUGUUGAUGACAGCUUCUCAAUCAGUGUGGAGAAGAGUGAAGAAGCAGGAGGAAAUAAAUCUCUGACGAUCAAGGAGUUGGCAGCACAGGCGUGGGUGUUCUUCCUCGCUGGGUUCGAAACUUCCUCAACCACCGUAAGCUUCUGUCUGUACGAGCUUUCUAAACAUCCACAUAUCCAGAAGCGGCUGCAAGACGAAAUUGAUGCCGUACUGAAGAAGUCCAACGGCCAAGUGACAUAUGAAGAUAUUACGUCAAAUAUGCCAUAUUUGGAGAAAGUGAUAGACGAAACUCUUCGCGUAUAUCCACCGGUUGCCGCUCUGAACCGCGAGGUGGUGCAGGAUUACAAACUGCCAGGCUAUGACUGUGUUCUGGAGAAAGGAACUAAGGUCGUCAUUCCAGUGUUGGGCCUUCAUCAUGAUCCCAAGUAUUUCCGAAAUCCUGACCAGUUCGACCCAGAGCACUUCUCUGACGAGCAGAAGGCUUCCAGACAUCCCUUCUGCUAUCUGCCCUUCGGUGAGGGGCCACGUAUCUGCAUUGGCAUGCGUUUCGGAUUGGUGCAAGUGAAGCUGGCGAUGGUACACCUGCUGUCGAAGUUUAGCUUCCUGCCCGCUGGGGAGAAGCCAUCCAAGCUCCGGAUGGCCCCGAACAACCUCCUGCUGACGCCGGAGGGCGGGAUAGAGCUGCGCGUCGAGCGGCGACAAGUGCCGGCCAGCUGAAGCUCCAGCGACUGCGGACAACACUCGUAACAGGAUGACAUUUCCCGCUGAAGCGAACCUGCUGGACAGAACCGUUGUACACAUUCGUUUGUUUAUUCGUUUCACCACAUGAGCACGUCGCCAGUUAUUAUCUAAACGAGACUGAUGUAACGAAACUGGCUCUGGUGAGAUUAAACUACCGAAUUUUGAUUGUGAGUGUGCUUAAACAGUAAUACCCAGAAACGUAAUGAAGCGACAUUUAAUGACUUGAGAGGAGGAAAAACUGCGUUUUGAUACCAGAGUUACUGUAAAAGUCACGUUCGCAUUUCGUAAACAAAACCCCUGUUGUUGUUGUGGUCUUCAUCCGGAGACUGGUUUGAUGUAGCUCUCCAUGCUACUCUAUCCUGUGCAAGCUGCUUCAUCUCCCAGUAACUACUGCAGCCUACAUCCU
Molecule: messenger RNA, 2023 nt
Organism: Schistocerca piceifrons (Central American locust)
Lineage: Eukaryota; Metazoa; Arthropoda; Insecta; Orthoptera; Acrididae
Product: cytochrome P450 6k1-like
Exons: 5
Coding region: 31-1593 (520 amino acids)
Molecular function (GO): iron ion binding; heme binding; oxidoreductase activity, acting on paired donors, with incorporation or reduction of molecular oxygen
Source: RefSeq, a predicted model, not a curated record